AUGUCAUCUCUACUACCUGGAAGCAACAAACUGGACCCAAACAGCGACAUUCCGGAUCUGUCGGGCAAGCAUUACAUUGUCACAGGAGGAAGUGCAGGAAUCGGCUUCGGCAUUGCCGCCCAUUUGCUUCAACACAAGGCAGAAAAUGUCACCAUCUUGUCGAACAAGGAGGAACAUGCCAACUCUGCGCUCGAGGAGUUGAAGGAGUAUGGAGACGCGUCGAAAGCCCAUUGGGUCAAAUGUGACCUAGAGGAUUUGAAGUUCACGGAUCGGGUUGCCGAUGAGCUGGCAAAGUCGCAGGACGGACUGGAUGGGCUCAUCCUCAAUGCUGGCCUCGGUGUUGGCGUGUACAACGAGACCAGGGACAAGCUCGAUUCACAUUUCCAAGUCAACCAUCUCUCACAAUUCAUUCUGCUAGCGAAGCUGCUUCCCCGGCUACAGCGCACCCCCGGAGCGAGGAUUGUCUUCGAAUCCUCGGAGUUGCACAGAGCCGCCCCCUCCGACACAAAAUUCAAGGACGAGGCCGAGAUCAAUACCGACAUUGGCCCGACUAAACUCUACAAUCGAACCAAGCUGGCUCAGAUCCUGAUUGCGCGAGCCCUCCAGCGAAGAAAGGAGGCCGGGGAAUUGGGCUUCAAACCGGACCAGAAGAUCUUUAUCAAUGCGGUGCAUCCAGGAGGUGUUGCCACGGAUCAGCCGCUCCAGGCCGAGGAAGCUUAUGGCAAGGUCGGCGUUAUUGGUCAUAAGCUCGUGAGGCCGUUUAUGAAAGAUCCGGUGUCAGAAGGAUGUCGCCCAGCAUUGUAUGCGGCCACAAGUCCGGAAAUCGAAGAGAAGGGGAUCAGUGGCCAGUACAUUGUCCCGGAUAAGAAAGUGACAAGCCCGAGUUCACAGGCACAGGAUGAUGAGCUCGGUGAGGCUUUGUGGAAGCUUAGCGAAGACCUUAUCAAGAGUAGGGUAGGCUGA
Messenger RNA from Cladophialophora yegresii CBS 114405, 963 nucleotides. RefSeq lists its product as uncharacterized. The transcript has 3 exons. NCBI's taxonomy places the organism in Eukaryota, Fungi, Ascomycota, Eurotiomycetes, Chaetothyriales, Herpotrichiellaceae. The record is from RefSeq and is a predicted model, not a curated record. The coding region runs from base 1 to 963 and encodes 320 amino acids.